AGCAACUACUCCAAUUGGUGGUUUCCCCGCUGGCAUUACAAGUAUGGCAACUGCUACACGUUCAAUGGAGGAAUUGAUGAAGAUUAUGAACCAAUCAGAGUCUUGAGUACGAGCAAACCUGGACCCAGUCAAGGUGGUGUAUACGGUUAUAGAACUUAGUCUCUUAAUUGGAGUCUUUGAAUGUCAGUUGAAGUGCCCCCCAGGACAAAGUGCCCCCCCCCAAGGACAGAGUGCCCCCCCAGGACAAAGUUCCCCACCUCUUCAUCUUGGCGGCCUGUCAGUGAAGAAUGUUGUUUUGUUUUUAAACAGGUCUUUCAUUACGGCUCAAUAUUCAGCAGGAAGAUUACCUGAAGUACGUGAGUGAUGAAGCAGGCGUGCGGGUUAUACUACAUGACCAAGGAAUGAUGCCUUUUCCCUACCUUGAAGGAUUCAGCGUCAGUCCUGGGACAGCCACGUCUGUUGGCAUACAGAAAGUAAGUUGGGCUUAUGAAAUAUGAACUAGCCUAACUUCAUUUAUACUGGAUGGUUCUAUAUCGUUUCUAAAUUGUUCCAGUGUUACAACAGGACGAACGAAAUCUAAGCUAAACUAACUUGAUUCAUACUGGAUAACUCUAUCAUUUCUAAAUUGUUCUCUCUAAAGGUCCAGGUCAUCUAUUCUCCAGUGUUACUACCGGAUGAAACCUCAGCUAAACUUCACUUUAUUUCCACUGAAUUUCUCUAUCAGUUCUAAACUCCUCUUUCUAGAGGUCGAGUAUGUGUCAUUCUUUAAGGAUACCAGAGCACACGAAGAAAAGCUGCAGUGUUUGCUAGAGUCAAACUAAAAGCACUCUUCUCACAUGUGGGUGAGGUGAAAUUAUAAUGAAACAACUGGAUAUUGCCGGAAUCAAAUUCUAGUCACAAAGAUCAACGGAAUAUAUGUUCCAACACGCAUAUAGAUUAUCUAAUUAUUUAAACUCUCUAAUUAUUCUCCUUUUUGUUUCUUAUUUUAGACGGUGAUCUCAAGAGUGGAUCGUUUUGGCAAUCACACAUGCUGGAAUGUUGAUGGACUCGAUGAGGAUAAUAUUUACAGAAAGUUCCACCAAAUUACCAAAUAUACACAACAGGUUUGUUUUUUAAUCUCGUUUCUAUGUUCUUGCCUUGCUGUUUAAAUAUUACCAUAGUCAGUCGAGAUGUGGAUUGAAACUCUGCAAACUUCAAUAUACAGUACUACACUGGUGUCAGAACAGCUUAAUCAUAUAUUUGUUGGGGGGCGUUGCUAAUUUUCAGUUAAGUUGGGCCGUAGUCUUCAGCUAAGUGGAAAGAUGACACACACAACAUGAUCCGCCAUAUAGUACUAUUCAUAUAUUUAAUGUUAGGAGCGCUAAAACCUACCCAGCCCGACCACUGAAGGAUUAUUUCGUUGAUCACAAUGUACCAACAAUGAACAUUGAUCAACGAAAUUGCAAUCAACGAAUAUUUUUUUGUUUACGUUGCCUUUUACAUUGUAGGCAGCGAUCAAGAAUUUUCGUAUUACUAUCUUACUCUGAUAUGUUGUUUUUUUUGGAGGGGGGGGUGGGGGUUUCGGGGUGAAGUUAUUUCUGGGGGCUUUAACAUCCUCCUGUUAAACCGCCCCUGAUGUUCAUUGGAUGAUUGCUCCACUAUGGCAAGAUUGUUUCACCACCUUCAAUCUGCCAAAUAUUGCGUGUACUGUAUGUUGCUGUUGUGUUCCACCGAGUCUCCUGUGUGAACAGUGUGAAAACAAUGAUAAGACAUUGGAACAUUUUAUUUUUCCAGACGUGUCACAACUCGUGCGUUGGUAAAACACAACUUGAUGAAUGCGGUUGUUCUGAAUAUUCUUACCCGUCAAAUGCGUCGGCCUGUGAUGCUUUUAAUUCCACAAUCCGUAAGAAAAUUGACGUCAUAAUUUGAUAAUUGAAUAAUCAAAGUAUAUAUGUGAGUUAAUGGAUGUCAACAGGCAUGAAAAGCUGAUUAUGUCCAUUUUUCUUCAAUAGGGAAAUGUUUAUGGAAAAUCCACCACAGAUUCAACGAGGACAAACUUCCCUGUAUGGAGGAAUGCGGACAACCUUGCCGGUAAGAUUUGAAUCAUUUGUUCAAUCAAAUACUGCAUCCAAACGUAUUUGUAUAUAUCUGUUUAUGUUUUCCUGAAGGCAAAUACAGAUCAUUUGCAGAGCUUAAUCGGGUUGUCUUUUCCGAACCAAUUCAUUUGAUGAGUUAUUUGAACAUUUGUUAACUUCCUGUAUAAGCUUCCUGUAUGAAUGCGCCAAUCAGCUUUCGUUUGGAGCAAUUGACCAAUCAUAGCUAAGAGACAGGGAGUGACCAGAAAUGAUCAAAUACACAAAGUUGUGGAUAAUUGGUUUUGUGUCUCAAAUCAAUUGGUUCAUGUGAGCAAAUGAAUUUGUAAAAUAUCACUUUAAGAACAUUUCCAUUGCCACACCCUAAAAUAAACCCUUACCCCCAUCGUAAACCUGAUGAAAAACUGUACUCCAUUCUAACAGUUAAACUCACACAGGAAGAUGUCAAAAAGAUUAAAUAAAUAUAAAGAAAAAGAUAAUCUCGACUCCCAUUUUUCUUUGUGCAAGGAUACUUGACAAACUAUCAAGUUCUUAUGGAUCUAAUAUUUAUCUUUUACAUCGUGUGAAAACAUUUAUCACAUUUCAUUUAGUGAAAACGUUAUUCAAAAGACAAUCAGUAUGUCUCAAUGGCCAUCAACACCUUAUCAAGUAUGUACCGUGCUUCCCCGAUAUAUUUUGCCCAGUUUUAACCUGGUCUUUUACAGAAUUGCCCUCCUAGACACAAAAAACUAGUUUCUACAAUUUCUCGUUGUUCUUUGCAAUGUCAAAAUGAAAUAUUUUUACCUUAUGUUUAUUCCUGGAUAUUUCAUGUUUUAACACUAAGUUCAUGUCUAGAUUUUGUCCAGUUUAGUUGGUAUUCAUUGUUUAAUAUUUUAUGUUUCUAGACUUAUGAAAAGGAAAAGAAUCUUAACUUCUCUACGUAAGUACAUCUUUGAAGGACAAUACUUUCAAAAUAUAUAAUAAGAUGUACAUCUUUGAUGGACAAUACUUUCAAAAUAUAUAAUAAGAUGUACAUCUUUGAUAGACAAUACUUUCAAAAUAUAUAAUAAGACAACCAGCUCUAAUGUCGUGACGUGGUUACCACGCUUGCCUUUCAACCUUGGAGAGCCGGGUUCAAUCCUUGGUCGGUCCUCUACACUCAAGAUCUUAAAAUAUUUGACGAGAAAGUGCUAGCUAAAGUCUCGUACACAAAGUAUAAUCCAUGCAGUAUUGUUCACAGCUUAUUGUAUUUUGAUUUUAGGCAAAGUUCUUUGCUUUUAAACAUUUUCUACAACGAGCUCAAUUAUCAAAGAAUUGAAGAAAGCUUCGUAUACGAUGUAAGUUCAAUAUGGAUUAUAUAAUUUAUAUAAUCUUGAGCUGUCCGGUGUAUAGGUAUUAGAGAGGUUAAGAUACCCCGGUUCCGAUUUUCGGAUACGAGUAUCGCCAUUUUGUUUAGCAAUUUUUGGUGAUGUCAGCAUUUUUACCCGUAAAUGGUAUUUCCCAGAGUGGAAGAUGAAACAGUCCUCUAUCAUAUAUUUGAAAGAUAACUUUAAAAACGACCACUGUAUCACACCACAGCACACCACACCAUACCACACCAUACCAUACCAUACCACACCAUACCAUACCACACCAUACCACACCACACCAUACCACACCAUACCAUACCAUACCACACCAUACCAUACCACACCAUACCAUACCACACCAUACCACACCAUACCAUACCACACCAUACCACACCAUACCAUACCACACCAUACCACACCAUACCAUACCAUACCAUAUCACACCAUACCAUAUCACACCAUACCAUAUCACACCAUACCAUAUCACACCAUACCAUAUCACACCAUACCAUAUCACACCAUACCAUACCAUGCCAUACCAUACCAUACCAUACCAUAUCACACCAUACCAUAUCACACCAGACCAGACCAGACCACAUCAUACCAGACCAUACCAGACCAUACCAGACCAUACCAUGCCAUACCACACCACACCACACCACACCAUGCCAAACUACACCACACCAUACCACACCAUAGUUAUACCCACCCGGGUUAGCCUAACCUGACAUGACCAUAAUAUUAUUUUUAUCUUCCAGGAAAUAAACUUGUUAGCUGACGUAGGUGGACAGCUGGGCUUGUGGAUCGGUGUUUCAGUAAUCACAGUUUUUGAACUGAUUGAAUUAUUCGCGUUGAUCCUUACUCGACUCUUUAAACGUCGCAGAACUGAAGAUCGUGUAAAUAACAUGGCAAUUCCUUGACGGUGGGUGAAAAUUUUGGUUUUUAUUCAAGACAAAGUAAUGCAUAAAUUGAAAA
Messenger RNA from Paramuricea clavata, 4375 nucleotides. NCBI's taxonomy places the organism in Eukaryota, Metazoa, Cnidaria, Anthozoa, Malacalcyonacea, Plexauridae. The record is from the annotation of a GenBank genome assembly.